AUGAAGGAAGGCUCCGGACUGUGGCCCGUCACGGCCGCAACGCAUCGCCAUUCGGUGUCCGUCGUCGUGAAUCCUGAGGAUGCCGUCCCGGCUUCUCUCCACACCUGCAUCCGUUUGAGUCCCGAGACGGAGAUCUAUAGGGCUAUUGGCUCCGUCGUGACGGGUUCCUGA
Molecule: messenger RNA, 171 nt
Organism: Fusarium odoratissimum NRRL 54006
Lineage: Eukaryota; Fungi; Ascomycota; Sordariomycetes; Hypocreales; Nectriaceae
Exons: 1
Coding region: 1-171 (56 amino acids)
Source: RefSeq, a predicted model, not a curated record